CUACGUCGUCCCGCAACGCUGGUCAUCGUCAUCUUCAUCUGUUUCCAACAAAAAGCUUACGACACGCCCACCAACCUGCCGGUCCUCGCUCUGCUGCUGCUGCUCUACGGCUGGUCCAUCACUCCUCUCAUGUAUCCGGCCUCCUUCCUCUUUAAGAUCCCCAGCACCGCCUACGUCGUCCUCACCAGCGUCAACAUCCUCAUCGGCAUCAACGGCAGCAUCUCCACCUUCGUCAUGGAGCUGUUCGGAAACAACGAGAUCGGAGGAAUCAACGACAUCCUGAAGAACGUCCUCCUGAUCUUCCCUCACUUCUGUCUAAUCCGAGGACUCCAUCGACAUGGUGAAAACCAGUUACGUUCCCCUCUGGAGUGGGACAUGGUGGGAAAGAACCUGUUUGCGAUGGCUGUGGAGGGAUUGGUGUUCUUCAUCAUCACCGUCCUCAUCCAGUACCGCUUCUGCAUCAAACCCAGGUCGGUCAGUAAACUCACCAAACUGGGAGCACUGGGAGACGAGGACGAGGACGUGGCCCGAGAGAGACAGAGGAUCCAUCCUGAGGAGAUCGACGCGGUCCAUCAGAACAUGGGAUACUGUCCUCAGUUUGACUCCAUCAACGAGCUGCUGACAGGAAGAGAACAUCUGGAACUCUACGCCGUCCUGAGAGGAGUACCAGAGGAACAAGUCUGUGACGUGGCAGAGUGGGGCAUCAGGAAGUUGGGUCUGAUGAAGUACGCUGAGAAAAGAGCUGGAAGUUACAGCGGAGGAAACAUGAGGAAGCUCUCCACCGCCAUGUCUCUGAUCGGAGCGCCGCCCGUCGUCUUCCUGGACGAGCCCACCACCGGCAUGGACCCCAAAGCCCGGCGGGCCCUCUGGAACUGUAUCCACAGCAUCAUCAAGGAGGGACGCUCCGUCGUCCUCACCUCCCACAGUAUGGAGGAGUGUGAGGCUCUGUGCACCAGGAUGGCCAUCAUGGUGAACGGCAGGUUCAGAUGUCUCGGCAGCGUCCAGCACCUGAAGAACAGGUUUGGUGACGGCUACACCAUCAUCCUGCGGGUGGGGGGGCCGGACGCCGACCUGCUGCCCGUCAUGAAGUUCAUCGAGAGCGAGCUGAGCGGCAGCACUCUGAAGGAGAAACACAGGAACAUGCUGCAGUACCAGCUGCCAUCUUCUCUCACCUCCCUCACACACAUCUUCUCCAUCCUCGCCAAGAACAAGGACCUGCUGAGGAUCGAGGACUACUCCGUCACCCAGACCACCCUGGACCAGGUGUUCGUGAACUUUGCGAAGGACCAGAGUGACGACUAUCACUCCAAAGACUCGGUUCGGCGUCGAGACGUCGCCAUCGAGGUUCCCUCGCUGAGCGCCGUUGGAGGAGGUGCAGAGGGGGGGGGCCCACUGAAGGAGAGCGUCAUGUGAUCAUGUGAUCAUGUGACCAUGUGAUCGUGUUAUGGACUGGACCUCAUGGCAGAGUGGACGCCCCCCCCUCACCUGUCGUGAUGUCAUACCUAUUUGAAUCCUGUGGGCGGAGCCACCUCCCCCUAAUGCCAGCCAAUGCAAAUGACUCAUUGCGGAGCCGCCGCCCAGCAGACUGUUAAAGACACUUGAACGAUUGAUUUCUUCUUCUGUGAUUGAUCGAGAACUCUGAACCAACGAUGAAGAACACAAAUCAUUCCAAUGGUCGGGGGCCCGACUGCAACAAUCUGAUUUUUAGAAAACGUUUGAUUCCGUUUUUAUGCCAGAGUUUUAUUUAUAUGUGUAUCUGAAACGUCGUCUUAUUUUAGCGGGCGGUUCUGUUUCCUGUAGAGUUUAACAGCCAAUCAAAGCGCUCAAUGCAAAGUGCUGCACAAAGACAAAGACUUGAUUGAUUUUCUAGUUUUUUUAAGAAAAGAUGCUAAAAAGAGGUUUGUUUGUUUGGGUGUGAAGCAGUGAAAUACCUCAUCAGCUCCACGAAGCACACUACAGUAUCGAUCGGCUGACCAGAUAUCAGCUGAUCGAUCCGACUGAAGGAGCUCCACCUCCUCAGCACUUUACCCGUUAACAAACCCGUUUGUCUCUGAUCACCAUGUUGUUUAUUUAACGUGACAGCAAAGGCUGAUGGGAAGAAGAACUGUUCCCCUAACGACACAAUAAAACAAAU
Messenger RNA from Anoplopoma fimbria (sablefish), 2134 nucleotides. Its product is annotated as phospholipid-transporting ATPase ABCA1-like. The record is from RefSeq and is a predicted model, not a curated record. Lineage: Eukaryota; Metazoa; Chordata; Actinopteri; Perciformes; Anoplopomatidae. The transcript has 11 exons. Gene Ontology annotation, biological process: phospholipid efflux; transmembrane transport. Gene Ontology annotation, cellular component: intracellular membrane-bounded organelle; membrane. Gene Ontology annotation, molecular function: phosphatidylserine floppase activity; ABC-type transporter activity; ATP hydrolysis activity. The annotation marks the transcript as partial.